AUGUCCGAUCACGAGUUUGGAGGCAAUGACGACCUCUCCCUCCCAAAAGCCACUGUCCAAAAGAUUGUCUCAGAAAUUCUACCCCCCUCAGAAGGCGUGGCUUUUGCCAAGGAGGCCCGCGACCUUCUCAUCGAGUGCUGUGUCGAGUUCAUCACCCUGAUCUCGUCCGAGGCAAACGAAAUCUCAGAGAAGGAGGCCAAGAAGACCAUUGCCUGCGAUCACAUCACCAAGGCUCUCGAGCAACUAGGCUUCACCGACUACGUCCCUGCUGUCCUUGAGGCAGCAGCCGAGCACAAAGAAGUCCAAAAGGGCCGAGAGAAGAAGGCGGACAAGUUCGCCAGCAGUGGCAUGUCCAUGGAGGAGUUGGCUCGUCUACAGGAAGAGCAGUUCGCGGCGGCGAGAGAACGCCAUGGCUAG
Messenger RNA from Fusarium vanettenii 77-13-4, 417 nucleotides. RefSeq lists its product as uncharacterized. NCBI's taxonomy places the organism in Eukaryota, Fungi, Ascomycota, Sordariomycetes, Hypocreales, Nectriaceae. Gene Ontology annotation, biological process: RNA polymerase II preinitiation complex assembly; chromatin remodeling; negative regulation of transcription by RNA polymerase II. The transcript has 4 exons. The coding region runs from base 1 to 417 and encodes 138 amino acids. Gene Ontology annotation, molecular function: protein heterodimerization activity; TBP-class protein binding; general transcription initiation factor activity. Gene Ontology annotation, cellular component: negative cofactor 2 complex. The record is from RefSeq and is a predicted model, not a curated record.